This is a messenger RNA of Aspergillus aculeatus ATCC 16872, 1566 nucleotides long. RefSeq names its product DnaJ and TPR domain protein. Bases 1 to 1566 code for a protein of 521 amino acids. Gene Ontology annotation, molecular function: misfolded protein binding; protein-folding chaperone binding. Gene Ontology annotation, cellular component: endoplasmic reticulum. The transcript is spliced from 2 exons. Lineage: Eukaryota; Fungi; Ascomycota; Eurotiomycetes; Eurotiales; Aspergillaceae. The record is from RefSeq and is a predicted model, not a curated record. Gene Ontology annotation, biological process: protein folding in endoplasmic reticulum.
AUGUUUGUCUCUCCGGGGCUCCUUGCGGUCUUUCUGGCCUUCCUAUCGGUCGUAAAAGGCUGGCAACCUUCUCCAAUAUCUCACGACACUCCACUUUCAUCUCUGAUCGCAUCUGCAAAAACGCAUCUUGCCGGUGGCUCGCCCAGGGACGCUCUGCAGUACUUUGAUGCGGCCAUCUCAAGAGACCCUGCGAACUACCUCGUCCUCUUCCAGAGAGGCGCUGCUCACCUUUCAUUAGGCAAGAACUCUCAGGCUUUAGCCGACUUCGAUCGCGUUCUGCAAUUGAAGCCAGGUUUUGAGAGCGCCCUUCUGCAGCGAUCUCGUCUCAGGGCUAAGUCUGCCGAUUGGGCAGGAGCUUUAGAGGAUCUCGGCGAGGCUGGUAAGGGUUCAUCUUCAGAAUUCAAGGAGCUUCAGGAAGCGCACGACUCUGCGCUGCUUGCACAAGAGGCAGAAAAGCUUGGUUCCUGGGAUGCCUGCGUUAGCCACGCGAACGUAGCCCUCAGCAAAGCAAGCAUGUCUCUGAGCCUUCGACAAACCCGAGCUCAUUGUCGGUUCGAGCGGGGAGAGAUAGAGGAGGGUCUUAGCGACCUCGCACAUAUCUCACAAAUAUCUCCCGGCUCUUUGGAACCCCAUUUGCAGAUUUCAUCGAUGCUAUUCUACUCCCUUGGUGACUAUGAUCGCGGCAUUUCUCAGAUUCGCAAAUGCCUGCAUUCAGACCCCGACUCGAAAAUUUGCAAUCGUCUCUAUCGCAGAGAAAAGAAGCUUCUUAAAAGAAUUCAGACCAUGGAAAGCGCUGCAAUUUCUAGAAAAUUCAACAAUGUUGUCAAUCUGCUGGUGGGAGUCGGUGACGAUAGUGGUUUAAUAUUCGAUGUACAGAACGAUGUAAGGCAGGCAAGGGAAGCUGGAUAUAUCCACCCAGCCGCUCCCAACCGGCUCUAUGCCUCGCUGGUUGAUAAAACCUGUGAGGCCUACCAGGAGACACAGAUUCGUAAACUAGUGGCCUCCUAUUGUUCUCAGGCGCUAGAUCUGAAUCCAUCGUCCUUGGCAGGUCUUCUGUAUAAAGGCCAGGUGGCCAUCGAUGAGGAUCGCUUUGAAGAUGCAAUAAUCGUGCUGAAUGACGCCAAGGAGCAUCAUCCCAAUUCUAAGAAAAUUCAGGACCUGUUACAGAAAGCUCACGUCCUUCAAAAGCGCUCUAGACAAAAGGACUACUAUAAGGUUCUGGGUGUCACGCGUGAUGCCGAUGAGCGUACCAUCAAACGUGCAUAUCGGCAGCUAACAAAACAGCAUCAUCCCGACAAGGUCAUAUCUCGUGGAGUAUCCAAGGAGGAGGCUGAGAAGAAGAUGGCUGCCAUCAAUGAGGCCUACGAAGUCUUAUCAGAUCCUGAACUAAGAGGACGCUAUGACAACGGCGAUGAUCCCAAUGAUCCCGAGUCCCAUAGGGGCAACCCAUUUCAGUCCGGGCCUUUUGGUAGCGGUCAACAAUUCUUUUUUCAACAAGGGGGGCCCCAAUUCAAAUUCUCCGGGCAGGGUUUCAAUUUUCCUGGCGGUGGCUUUCCUUUUCGCUGA